Lactuca virosa is the source of this 450-nucleotide messenger RNA. The record is from the annotation of a GenBank genome assembly. NCBI's taxonomy places the organism in Eukaryota, Viridiplantae, Streptophyta, Magnoliopsida, Asterales, Asteraceae.
AUGCGGGCCCUUCAUGAACAGACGGAGAAAGAAGCCAAGGACUUGAAGGAAGAAGUAGUUGGUUUUUCAGAGAGGAACCAGAGUCUGGUGGUGGAUUUGAGUCAAUCUAUUGGUCACGAUGAUGAGCUAAAAAGGUUGAAUCAGGAUUUUCAACUGAAAAUAGAUGACGCCAUGAGCCAUCGCGCCUCCGCCGUUAAAGAGGUUGAAGGUGUUUCUCGGCAGUAUCAUUCACUGAAGUCGCAAUACACGGAGAAAAUUUCUCAAUUGGAGAUUGCCUGUUCGAGCAAGGAUGUUAGCAUUAAGUUGUCGGAGAAGGAGUUGGCUACAGCGAAACUCCUGAUGUUGGAAAAGGAUGCUCCAAUUGCCACAUUGAAUGAUUCACAACUCGUGAUUGAACAGAAAGCAGCGACUUGCCAGGAAGAAGUGGAUCAAAAGGCUGAGGAGCUGUGA